AAGAAUAUUAUAAAUAAACAAAAUCAGGGGUUCAAAACUUAAAACACACAAAGUUGAGGGGGCAAUCUUGCCACAUAUCAGAAACUAAAUGCCACCGUGGCAUUUUAGCGGGAAUAGAGCCAAACGGAUACCCUCACCUAGUCACCUUCAAUAAUCGCCACCCAACAACUCUUGCAGAUCUGAGAGUUAUUUCACACACACUACUACACCAUCGUAUUCACGCACUACAAUGCCUAAACUCUCACCGUCACCGGCGUCGCCACCACCACCUCCGCCGCCGCCGCAAAACCCACUUCGACGGAACCCCUUAAUCAGACUCUUCUUCCUCUCAAUCAUCUGUUCAAUUUCUUACAUUAUCGGAUCAUACAAAUCCGCCAUUAACACCUCAACGAACCUUCAAGAAAACUGCUCCGAUCUCACCACCAUUUCCACCAACUUAUCCCACCAAAACACUCCGCCCCCGCUUGAUUUUGAGCCCCACAACCACCUCCCUAUGCCCCCAUUAAACCCACCACAAAAGUUCAAGAUUUGCCCUGCAAAUUUCACCCAUUACUGCCCCUGUCAAGACCCGCUUCGUGAAGGGCGAUAUAAAGUUGAGAAAAUGUUGCACAGAGAACGGCACUGCCCUGCCACCGCCGGAGAGAUUCUCCGGUGUCUGGUACCCACGCCGGUGGGGUACAAGAAGCCAUUUCCAUGGCCUAAGAGCAGAGCUGAAGCUUGGUUCAGUAAUGUGCCAUUUAAGAGGCUGACUGAGUCCAAGAAACAGCAGAAUUGGGUUCGAUUGGCCGGCAAUCGGCUGGUUUUUCCCGGCGGUGGAACUUCUUUCCAGAAAGGGGUUAAGGGUUACAUCGACUUAUUGAAGAAGAUGGUGCCAUUGCAAUCUGGGCUUAUUAGGACAGCUCUUGAUACUGGGUGUGGGGUUGCAAGCUUUGGAGACUCUCUAAUGGAUUAUAACAUCUUGACAAUGUCUAUAGCUCCAAGGGAUGUACAUGAAGCUCAGGUACAAUUUGCCUUAGAAAGAGGUCUCCCUGCCAUGCUUGGUGUUCUUGGCACCUACAGGCUGCCAUACCCAUCAAGAUCAUUCGAUAUGGCUCAUUGCUCACGGUGCCUUGUCCCAUGGACUGAAUUCGAUGGGUUGUACCUAAUGGAAAUUGACCGGCUUUUGCGGCCUGGUGGUUAUUGGGUGUUGUCGGGACCACCGAUCAAUUGGAAAGUCAACUACAUGGCCUCCGAUGGAACCACCAAGGAUCCUAAGAAAGAGCUGCGCCGUUUGGAGGAUCUUGCUAGGCGACUGUGUUGGAAAAAGAUUAGUGGGAAAGGGCCGAUUGCAGUGUGGCAAAAACCUAAUAAUCAUCUUCACUGCAUUCAAACGAGGAAAGAUUCUAAAUCUCCCAAGUUUUGUGGCGUGGAUGACGAUCCUGAUGAUGGUUGGUACAGAAAGAUGGAUUCGUGCAUUACUCGUCUGCCUAAAGUAGAUCAUAUGCAGAAUAUAUCUGGGGGUGUUCUUGAGAACUGGCCUAAAAGGUUGAAUUCUAUUCCACCCAGAAUGGGGUCCACUGAAACCAAAGCAAACGAUGCCAUAAUAUCUCACUCAAAAGCAGGAUUUGGGUUAGGAAAGAAAGAUUUUCUUGAUGAUAACCUGUUAUGGAAAAAGAGAGUUUCUGGGUAUGUGAGUGUGGUCAAGUCGCUGGCGACUGGUGGGUAUAGAAAUAUCAUGGAUAUGAAUGCUGGGCUAGGUGGGUUUGCAGCUUCGCUUUCUGAGUAUCCAGUUUGGAUUAUGAAUGUUGUUCCUCAUGAUGCAAACCAUAGAACACUUGGUGUCAUCUAUGAACGUGGCCUAAUUGGAACUUACAUGGAUUGGUGCGAACCAUUCUCAACAUAUCCUAGAUCAUAUGACUUGAUACAUGCAGACAACGUGUUUAGCUUGUACAAGAAUAAGUGCGACAUUAUGGACAUAUUCAUUGAGAUGUACCGGAUCCUUCGGCCUAAGGGGACAAUCAUCAUAGCAGACCAUGUAGAUAUUGUUGUGAAGGUGAAGAGCCAUAUAGAUCAAAUGGCGUGGCACAGUAAACUAUCAGACACUGAAGCUGGCCCUUUCGGCCCUAGGAAGGUUCUUUUUGUUGACAUAUGAGGGCAUCAAGAAAGAUUAUGUAAAAUCACAUAUAAGUUUAGAGUUUGAAAAAUAACAUAUUUAUUACCUGAAACUUAUGAGAAUGUAAUAUGCAUGUAAAUGUCUUUGCAAAUAAAUAUAUAACCGAGGUCUCUA
Molecule: messenger RNA, 2266 nt
Organism: Cynara cardunculus var. scolymus (artichoke)
Lineage: Eukaryota; Viridiplantae; Streptophyta; Magnoliopsida; Asterales; Asteraceae
Product: probable methyltransferase PMT19
Exons: 5
Coding region: 230-2131 (633 amino acids)
Cellular component (GO): endosome; cytoplasm; trans-Golgi network
Molecular function (GO): methyltransferase activity
Source: RefSeq, a predicted model, not a curated record